CAAGCCCCAGUAAAAAAAAAAGGCUUCAACUCCUCCUGAACGGAUAGAUAAGACUUUUCGACAGGCUCCGUCGAUCUGCACAUCCGUAGAAAUCUAUCAUCUUGCAGAAAUGUUCUUACUGACUUUUAACUAAAAGAACAGUAAAUUCAGGGAAAGUCAGACUUCAGUAAAUGUCAGCUACAGAGUGCUUCUGGAUAUGAGUGGAGGAAUCAACUCUGUGUUUUUCCUGGUCAUUGCUGGGGUCUUGCUCGGUGGUCUUGGCUGCUCAUGUGAACUCGCAGAUGGCAGAGGGAACAUCAAGAAGGUGGAGGAGCCCAGAUCGCCUCACCUCAUCUUCAUCAUGGUGGACGACCAGGGAUACGGAGACAUCGGCUAUCAUGGCUCCGACAUCAAAACCCCAGUGUUGGACCAGCUGGCGACAGAGGGGGUCAAACUGGAAAAUUAUUAUGUUCAGCCGAUCUGCUCACCAUCUCGCAGUCAGCUGAUGACAGGACGUUACCAAAUUCACACUGGGCUCCAACACUCAGUCAUUCGACCACGUCAGCCCCUCUGCUUGCCUCCAGAUAUUCCCACCCUACCUGAAUGCCUGGUUGAAGCUGGGUACGCCACUCACAUGGUGGGGAAAUGGCACCUGGGAUUCAGCAGGCCGGGCUGCCUGCCCACGGGACGUGGAUUUCAGAGUUUCCUGGGGACUCUGACCGGCAGCGGGGACCACUUCUCCUACCAGAGCUGUGACGGUGCGGAAGCUUGUGGAUUUGACCUGCAUGAUGGGAACAGACCUGCCUGGGAGAUGAGGGGGAACUACUCUACGCUGCUUUACGUUGAGAGAGUAAAGCAGAUCCUGAGGAGUCACAACCCUGACACCCCUCUCUUCCUCUACCUGUCCCUUCAGGCUGCACAUACACCCCUGCAGGUACCAGAUAGUUUCCUGCACUAUUAUGAUUCUCAGAGCAAUCGCCACAGGCGCCACUACGCAGCCAUGUUGAGCUGCCUGGAUGAAGGGGUUGCACAAGUUGUCAGGGAGCUGAAGACUAAUGGGCUCUACCAAAACUCAGUACUGGUCUACUCAUCUGAUAAUGGUGGGCAGCCAGUCUCAGGGGGAAGCAACUGGCCGUUGAGAGGAGGCAAAGGGACCUACUGGGAAGGGGGUAUUCGGGCUGUAGGUUUUGUCCACAGCCCCCUUCUGAAGAGGAAAGGUGUUGUCAGUAGAGCACUGAUCCAUGUUUCUGACUGGUAUCCUACAUUGCUUGGACUUACCAGAUCCCCGCAGUCCUGCCGUGGUCUGGACGGUCAUGAUGUGUGGGGUAGUAUCAGCGAGGGCGUGCCCAGUCCCCGCACUGAAAUCCUUUUCAAUAUUGACCCCGUCUCCAGGAAGCCCGGGGAGCCAUACUACAAGGCACUGGAAGUCAACGGUUUUGGGAUCUGGGACACAGCCAUAAGAGCCGCACUUAGGGUCGGUGACUGGAAGCUGCUGACAGGAAACGUGGGUGACGGGGACUGGAUCCCACCACAGGCUCUUCCAGACGGUCCGGAACGGUUGCAGAAACUUGAGAAGCGACUCAGCAGGCUGGGAAAGUCCGUUUGGCUGUUUAAUAUCAGCAGCGACCCAUACGAGAGGUCAGACCUCGCAGAGGCUCGCCCGGAGGUGGUGAAACAUCUGCUGACCAGGCUGGCAGAAUACAACCAGACUUCUGUGGCAGCCAGGAACCCACCGGACGACCCCAUGGCUGACCCAGAACUACAUGGAGGAGUGUGGAGCCCCUGGCUCGGGCUGAAGGGACAAGGGGGAGGGGAUGAAAAAGAUGAUGGCAAAAAGGAUAGGAUAUUAAAGAUUAAACACUGCAAAUUAUGCAAAUUAAAGGCCCUAUUUAAGAAGGUGGGGUCUCGCCUGCAACGCAACACCAUAUUUUAAAUGUAUCAUCUAAUAAAACUACUGAGCAAAAAUUACCCAUUGAAGUAUGAUCUACAGUUUACAGCUCUGUUGAGUUUGAGUUUCCCCCUUGGGAAAAUAAAUGAACAAUUAACCAUUGAACGAUUGGUAAAAUUAAAGACAAGGUGAGCAAAACUGUAUUUCUAGAAGACCUUGGUCUGAACAAUCAAAAGUCUAAACAUUAAAUUAAAAAAGAGAAAAGUCUUUCAAGCAGUUGUGUUAAAAGGCUUUUCUGAACAAAUAAAAAAACUUAACAAAAUGUACUUUUAUAUCAUUUGGACAUACAGUAUAGGCAAAUAAACAACUCUAUUUAAAACUGCAAGUUGGGACAAAAUAACAUUAAGAUUUUAACUCAUGGUAAAAUAUGCAACAAUUUGGCUGAACUUUGUGGAGCAGGAACACUUUGUUUGGUUCUGUCUGCUUAAAUACUGAUCCAGCAAAAACCAUUAGAUUUAUUUUUAGUCCAAAACCUCAAUGCUUAGAUACUUGGGAUGUUUAAUUCAGACGUUUAAUUUUUUUCCAGUUGUCUAAAGAUUUAUUAAUAAAAUGUUGAUUUAUUGA
Molecule: messenger RNA, 2491 nt
Organism: Austrofundulus limnaeus
Lineage: Eukaryota; Metazoa; Chordata; Actinopteri; Cyprinodontiformes; Rivulidae
Product: arylsulfatase I
Exons: 3
Coding region: 197-1912 (571 amino acids)
Molecular function (GO): sulfuric ester hydrolase activity
Source: RefSeq, a predicted model, not a curated record